This is a messenger RNA of Solanum verrucosum, 1822 nucleotides long. RefSeq names its product serine carboxypeptidase-like 25. Lineage: Eukaryota; Viridiplantae; Streptophyta; Magnoliopsida; Solanales; Solanaceae. The transcript has 8 exons. Gene Ontology annotation, biological process: proteolysis. Gene Ontology annotation, cellular component: vacuole. The record is from RefSeq and is a predicted model, not a curated record. The coding region runs from base 145 to 1539 and encodes 464 amino acids. Gene Ontology annotation, molecular function: serine-type carboxypeptidase activity.
CAUGCAAUAAGUAAGUUCUCUCUCUCCUAUUUAUUGGAGGGUGAGCGGCCAUUAACAUUACACUCCCGCCCUUGAUGACCUAUAUCAUACUAUUCACACACCCCAACUAGGAACCUCUAAUUUCUUCCUUCUUUCAACAACAAUAUGGCCAAACGAAAAUUAGCUUUACUUUUGCUUUUAGCAACAAUUGUAUGUGUGAGUGCUGCAAAUUUAAACAAACAUCAGGAGGAAGAAGACGCUGAUAGAAUAAUAUCGCUGCCUGGACAACCCAAGGUUUCGUUCCAUCAGUACUCAGGGUAUGUCACUGUCAAUCAAUUUGCUGGAAGAGCUCUAUUUUACUGGCUUACUGAAGCUAUUGAUGAACCACUUUCUAAGCCUUUGGUUAUUUGGCUCAAUGGAGGUCCCGGAUGCUCUUCAGUGGCCUAUGGUGCAUCUGAAGAAAUAGGGCCAUUCAGGAUAAACAAGACGGCUUCAGGGCUGUAUGUGAACAAGUUUUCAUGGAACAAAUUGGCAAAUUUACUAUUCCUUGAAACUCCAGCAGGAGUUGGAUUUUCCUACAGCAAUAGGUCCUCUGAUCUCCUUGACACCGGGGAUUUUCGCACUGCUAAGGACUCACUACAGUUCCUUAUCCACUGGAUGAAUCGGUUCCCACGCUACAGAAAUCGUGAAGUCUACAUCACCGGAGAGAGCUAUGCUGGUCAUUAUGUCCCUCAGCUAGCCAGAGAAAUAGUUCAUUACAAUGCCAAUUCUAAGAACCCAAUCAACCUUAAAGGAUUCAUGGUGGGAAAUGCUGUGACAGAUAAUUACUAUGACAACUUAGGAACUGUGACAUAUUGGUGGAGCCAUGCUAUGAUCUCUGAUAAGACAUACAAGCAAUUGGUGAACACUUGUGAUUUCAAACGCCAUAAAGAAUCAAACGAGUGUGAAUCAUUGUACUAUUAUGCGAUGGAUCAAGAAUUUGGGAACAUCGAUCAGUACAAUAUUUAUGCUCCUCCCUGUAACAAUUCUGAUGGUAGCAGUUCAACUAGGCAGACCAUGAAUUUACCCCACCGACCUUACAAGAUGUUCAAGCAGCUAUCAGGUUAUGAUCCUUGCACGGAGAAGUAUGCAGAAAUUUACUACAACAGGCCUGAUGUGCAGAAGGCUAUGCACGCGAAUACAACAGGAAUUCCUUAUAAAUGGACAGCCUGCAGUGAGACAUUGAAUCGAAACUGGAACGAUACAGAUGACUCGAUUCUCCCAAUCUACCGGGAACUAAUUGCUGCUGGAUUGAGAAUAUGGGUUUUCAGUGGUGAUGUAGACUCAGUUGUACCCGUUACCGCGACAAGGUAUUCACUAGCACAGCUCAAGUUAUCCACCACAACUCCAUGGUACCCUUGGUAUGUCAAAAAACAGGUGGGAGGCUGGACAGAGGUAUACAAAGGUCUAACAUUUGCAACAGUAAGAGGGGCAGGUCAUGAAGUGCCAUUAUUCAAGCCAAGGGCAGCUUAUCAACUAUUUAGAUCAUUUUUAAAAGGAGAGCCACUUCCCAAGUCAUGAUAGUUGUGACAUUAUAAUUAUUACUAUCUAUGGUUCAAAAAUGUCAAUUGUUUCCACUCUUGGCUAAGAAUUAAAGAGGUGGUUGAAAGAAGAAUUGUUUCAACUUUUAAAAGAGAAUUGAUGGGAAAAAAGGAGAUUACAAUAGGACUUUGGGUUGGAAAAAAAAAAGGUAUCAAUUUGUUGUAACAAUAUUAGGUAGCUGUGGUUUGAAUUCUACUCCACGUGUUUUAGGAAAAUGAAUUUUCUUUAUGUUUCGUAUUUCAAUAAAAAGGGGUUGAAUUCU